Molecule: messenger RNA, 5228 nt
Organism: Falco peregrinus (peregrine falcon)
Lineage: Eukaryota; Metazoa; Chordata; Aves; Falconiformes; Falconidae
Product: nuclear receptor ROR-beta-like
Exons: 9
Coding region: 1141-2877 (578 amino acids)
Biological process (GO): regulation of transcription by RNA polymerase II
Cellular component (GO): nucleus
Molecular function (GO): RNA polymerase II cis-regulatory region sequence-specific DNA binding; nuclear receptor activity; zinc ion binding
Source: RefSeq, a predicted model, not a curated record
CUUUGUGGGGACUGGGGGCAUCCCUGGGGGACCAAUGGCAUCCCUCAGGGACUGACAGCUUUGGGGGGACUGGUGGCAUCUCUGGGGGACUGACAGCUUUGGGGGGACCGGUGGCAUCCCUGGGGGACUGACAGCCCCAAGGUACACCAAUGGCAUCCCUGGGGGACUGACAGCUUUGGGGGGACCAAUGGCAUCCCUGGGGGACUGACAGCUUUUGGGGGGGACCAGUGCCAUCUCUGGGGGACCGAUGGCAGCCCUUGGGGGAGAGCAUCCCAGGGGGGACUGAUGGCAGCCCUGGGGAAACAAUGGCAUCCUGAGGGACUGACAGCCUUAGGGACACCGGUGGCAACCCUGGGGGACUGACAGCCCCAGGGGACACCGAUGGCAGACCGGCUGCCUGGUGAGGCUUGCACUGACCCCGUCCAGCCUCCCCCCAAGCAGGAGGGACACCAGGGCAGCACUGGGUGCCAGGGUGCAGUCAGUGCUGGCCGAGCACUGGGGCUCUCACCCACAAACGUGGCCCCUGCCAGCAGCAACCCACAAAACAUGUCCCUCGACCAGAACUGGUCACUCCCAGGGGAGAAGAGAAGCAGAAGGGAAUUACCCGAGCCGGGGAUUUGCACAGGCCCAGGAGAUUUGAAAUAACCAUAAUCUGGCUGUGGGGGUUAUUUUGGCACGGUGGCGGCUGCCCAGCACCCUUGAGAGCGAUGCCAGGCUGAGCCCAGCCAGGGGCGUGGGGGCUGGAGCGGGGAUUAGAGGGUGCAGAGAUGCAGGGAGGCACGUACAAGUCCCGGGGGUGCCCUGCAUCCCCCCCCCCCCGGUGCGCAUGGGGCGGGCAGAGCCAGCCCAGCUGGAAAAUGAGGAGGACGAAGCCUAUUAGCAGCUCAGUGCCAGCGAAGCAGAAGCAGGGAGGGAAGCGGAUUUGUGGGGGGAAGGGGGCCAGGACCUUGAGCUGGUGAUGGCUAUAUCGGUCCUGGGUUUCAAAGGAGCUGCCGGGGGGGUGUUGGGGGGCCCCUGGACCCUCUGCUUGGGCCAGAGGAGAGCAUCUGUGGCUGCGGGGAUGGGAUAGUCCGUGUGCCAGGGAUGCUCCUGUCCUGGGUGUCCCCCCAGCAUGCACACACCAGCUGAAAAAUAAGGACAAUGGUUCCAAAGCGGGGUCCGGGGCGGGCUGGUGCACAGCCAUGCUGUGUUGUUGUAGCUCAAAGGGCUUCUCUACCCAGAUCUUGCUGCUGGAGAGGAUGGGGGAGUGGGUGGGGGCACCCUGUGUCCUGUGUGGGCCUUUUUGGGGGCUUCUCGGAGGUGCAAGCGUCCUUCAGGGGUCUGUGGGAAGGGCUGAGCUGCCGGUGCAUCCAGCUCUCGUGCCUCAGUUUCCCCAGCUGCCGAGCAGGGCUGUGGCUGUCGCAGGGGGAGAGCCAUCUCCCUCUUUCAGUUCAGUGGCCACCGUCAUCACCGCUCUGGUUUUCCCCCUUUUCCCCCUCUGCCGCAGCCCAAAUUGAAGUGAUCCCUUGCAAGAUCUGCGGAGACAAAUCCUCAGGGAUCCACUACGGCGUUAUCACCUGCGAAGGCUGCAAGGGCUUUUUCCGGAGGAGCCAGCAGAACAACGCCAGCUACUCCUGCUCCCGGCAGAGGAACUGCCUGAUCGACCGCACCAACCGCAACCGCUGCCAGCACUGCCGCCUGCAGAAAUGCCUGGCACUGGGCAUGUCCCGCGAUGCGGUGAAGUUCGGCCGCAUGUCGAAGAAGCAGCGGGACAGCCUCUACGCCGAGGUGCAGAAGCACCAGCAGAGCCAGGAGCAGAGCGGUGGCACCAAGGAUGAGCCUGAGCCCCUGAGCCGCGUCUACACCACCAGCGUCAGCAGCGGGCUCUCGGACCUGGAUGACAUCUCCACUCUGUCAGACGGGCUCCUCUUCGACUUCCCCCUCACCCCUGAUGGCAGCAGCACCUACUACAACCUUGACCUGCUCGCCUCGGCGCAGCCGUCGCCCGACCAGUCCAGCCUGGAUGUGGCCGACGCCACGCUCAUCAAGCAGGAGUCCAUCUACGAGCUGAUGCUGGAGCCAGCCCUGUUCGCGCACGGCACGCUGGAGGGCGGACAGCUGGCUGCCGACAUCUCCAUCCUUGAGAUAGACCGGGUGGCCCAGAACGUGGUGAAGUCGCACCUGGAGACGUGCCAGUACACGACAGAGGAGCUCAAGCGCCUGGCAUGGAGCCUCUACUCCCCCGAGGAGGUCCGCGCCUUGCAGAGCAAGAGCUGCGAGGCCAUGUGGCAGCAGUGCUCGCUGCAGAUCUCCAACGCCAUCCAGUACGUGGUGGAGUUCGCCAAGCGCAUCGACGGCUUCAUGGAGCUCUGCCAGAAUGACCAAAUCAUCCUCCUGAAAGCCGGUUGCCUCGAGGUGCUUCUGAUCCGCAUGAUCCGCGCGUUCAACCCCUUGAACAACACUGUCCUCUUCGAGGGGAAGUUCGGCAGCGUACAGGUGUUCAAGUCGCUGGGCUGCGAUGACCUCAUCGGCGCUGUCUUUGAGCUGGGGAGGACGCUGUGCCGCCUGCAGCUGUCAGACGAGGAGCUCGCCCUCUUCACUGCCGCCGUCCUGCUCUCCCCGGAUCGCCCGUGGCUGACUGAGUCCAAGAAGGUGCAGAAGCUCCAGGACAAGAUCUACGUGGCCCUGCAGCACGAGAUCCAGAAGAAACACUCCACCGAGGACAAGCUCUCGAAGAUGGUUUCCAAACUGCCCUUGAUGAAGACCAUUUGCAACCUACACCUGGAUAAGCUGGAAUUUUUCCGUCUCCUGCACCCGGAGACUGCCAUGAACUUCCCACCCCUCUAUAAGGAGGUCUUCAACUCAGAGCUUCAGUACAGCGACCCACGGGAGAGCUAAGGCUGGGAGCUGCUGGCCCCCUUUGAGUUCCCCAAAAUUUGGAGACGAACUAAACUUCAGAGGUUUGGGGCUGUUUAUUUAAAUCAAAUAAUCAAACUCAAGAGAACCCGAGGGGGCUGGGGUAUCUGCCUGGCCCCGUGUCCUCGCUGUGGAUUGCAAUAGCUCUUGAAUGUAAAGCACCUUGAAGGAAAAAGCAAACGGACUUUGCCAUACCAGUGAAAUGAAUGUGAAAUCUCUGCUCGGGAGAGGAGAUGCUCCUGGCAGUGGUAAGGGACCGACUCCUCCCCACAGUUCACGGAUCCAGGGGAGCACACGCCACGCACACACUGCCGCACUCGCAGCAUGGCCCUUCCCGCUGUCCUGGCUGCACUCUCCAUCUCUGAUUUUUUUUAAAAUAAUUAUUAUUUUUAUUUUAUUUUUUUUUACCCAAACACAAGGCAUAGGAUAAAGAAGGGGCAAUGCAGACUUGGCUGGAUAGGGGUGAGCCAGGCCAGUGGCAGCAGCUUUGGGCUCCCAGCUGGAGCUGAGGAGAGGGCAAAGGCAGAGCCUUUGCUUUAUUCCUUCUCCCAUGGGUGCAGCGAGCACACAGGGCAUGGGGUGACCUCGGGAGCUUGGCUGAGAAAGACCCGGCUGUGGCCAGGGCAGGAUUUGGCCCAGGAUUUUCCCAUGGAGGAGGCUGGUUCGAGGGAAAGGAUGCCUGACAUGGCAGGGGAAAAGCUUUGCAGGGUCUCCAUGCCCUCCACCGCAGCAUUUUCCCAAAUGCCUGGCCAACUCCCUGUCCAGCUGGCUGACUGCUCGGCUUUUCAGAGCCGAUGUGGCACGUCUGCCCGCCUCGUGCCACCUUUCACGAAUCCCGAGCACUUUUUGAAGAGGGGCUUUGCCCUUGUGACUGUGGCCAAAUCCUGGCUCCUGGCAGCUUUGCCCCAGAGGCAGCCGCAGGCAUUGGUACGGGCACCAGGGUUCGGUGCCUGUCGCCGCACGUUGUCGCAGGCAGCGGCUCUUUGGGUGCUGGCUGUUGCAUGUAAUUUUCUUAUUGAGACUUAAAACUGUGCCGUGGCUCAGCAUCCAGAGGAGAUUUUGUGGCCUUUCCUCCACCCAGCCCACAGCCAGUCCCACUGCCAGGUCCCCCUUCCCACGGCAGGACCACUGAAGUGCACACCGCAGCUGCUGUUACAGGUUCAGCUGGACCCUGGCUCUUCCCCCCAAGGAGCUCUUCGGAACUGUUGUUUUGGGGUUUUUUCUCUAUUUAGCAGGACCUGGGAUUUUCUUAGGGGGAGAAGCUGCCCGUUGGGUUCAAGGGGAAGCGAAAGGUCCUUAUUCCUUUCCCAGGGCAUCGCGGUGUGAUUGGGACCUGCUGUUCUGAUCUUAGGAGACUCAAAGGGUGAAGAAGGGAUGUAUUUGUGGAGUGAUGCUGCGAUAGCCUGCAGCUGGCGGGGCUGCUUGGGGCACUCUAUGGCCAGGCUUUGCAGAUGUUUUUUCCGUCCCUAUCCAUGCUCCUCCUGCAGCAACUGCCAAAAGCUACAAGGGAAAAACCUGCUCCGAGGCAGCCCCAAUUCUGCUGACAAAGGGCUAAAAUCCCAAGCCCCUUCCUGCUUUGUGUUGGUUUCUUUGGGGUCCAACCCCUUUCUCUAGCAGCUUGGACCAUCUCCAAGCGUGAGCCGAAGACUUUCAGUCCCAUAAUUGCACCCCUUAAAUUAAACAAGCAGCUUUCUUAGCAAUGGUAGGGGAUAUUCAUGCUUUCAGUUAAAGACCGCCUAGGGAAGAACAUGGACCAACCUUGACGAGGGGAGACUCACCAGGAAGCUGAUGGGAUUUCUGCAGAGAAAAAUUUGGGACCGUGCUAUUCCCUGGCAGCCACCGUCCGUCGCGUACAGCCAUGAGCUUUCUGGUUUUGCUAACAGCCAUCUGAACUGCUUCUUGGAGCAUAUUGGAGUUCGCCAGCCUUGUUUCUCUCCCCGAUGGCAUUAGAGCCCAGGUCUCUGGUGAAGGCUGCCGACCCUCCAGCAGCCUCGUGCGAUGUCGAGUGCCAAUGCAUCGUUCUGCAGUGCGGCGUUCACCAGGGUGGGGAUGUGCCGUGCUUGUUUCCUGCCCUCUCGGAUCCUAAAGCUUUGACAGAAGUGAGAAGUCAGUACUGCCUUUUUCAUCUAGAGGGUUGUGCCUUUUUUUUUUUUUUUUUGAAGCAUCAUUUCCAACAGCACCGUUCGCUUCCUGGCUCCUCCCUGCAGGGAAAAGCACUCGAGAAAAUGAAUGUGCUUUGCGGAGGCAGCUCUCACCCUCCGUUUCUGCAGGACAGCAGCACUCCCUUUCUCAGAGGAAACAGCUGCGGGUGUUUUGAAAUGUUUGGGGGGGGG